AUGACAGACGUUCUCUACAGGGCUACCAAGUACAUGAAUGCAGAGGAAGCAUUGCUAGCCCGCGAGGAAAAGCCUAAGAAGAAGGAGAGGCAGGAGAACACGCGACAAGAUAGGGGGCGAAAGGUCGCUAAAACCGGGGAUCAACGUGAUGAAAAGCGCCCUAGACUCCCCACUGGAAGAUUCGCCAAUUUCACCCCAUUAACCACCCCAAUCGACCAAGUAUUGAUGCAAAUUAAAGAUGAAGGAGCAUUGACUUUCCCUGGAAAGUUAAAAGGAGACCCCAACAAAAGACCAAGAGACAAGUAUUGUCACUUUCACCGAGUCCACGGGCACGACACAACCAACUGCUACGACCUGAAGCAGCAGAUUGAGGCCCUAAUCAGGCAGGGGAAGCUACAGAGGUUCGUCAGUAGGGAAAGAACUGAUACACCGGAAGAACAGGCCCCACGACGGGAGAACGAGCGCCCUAGACCACCCAUAGGGGACAUAAGAAUGAUCGUAGGGGGCACAACCGCAGCCGAAUCUUCCAAGAAAGCCCGCAAAACCUACCUCAGAAUGGUCUAUAGCGUCCAACUCACAGGAUUCGUACCAAAGAUGCCACGAAUAGAUAACCCCGUCAUAAAAUUUUCAGAGGAUAACGCUUGGAGACUUCAUCAUCCGUAUGAUGACACACUAGUGGUCAGCUUGCAGAUAGGGGAUUAUAACAUGCACCGGGUCCUCGUCGACAACGGCAGCUCAACAGACAUCCUGUACUAUCCAGCAUUCCAGCAAAUGAGGAUCGACAGGGAACGGUUGGCCUCAACGAACACCCCACUCAUGGGAUUUGGGGGUACGAAAGUGUUCCCUUUAGGCGCAAUAACACUAGCUAUGACGGCGGGGUGA
This is a messenger RNA of Quercus robur (English oak), 882 nucleotides long. RefSeq lists its product as uncharacterized. The record is from RefSeq and is a predicted model, not a curated record. Bases 1 to 882 code for a protein of 293 amino acids. Lineage: Eukaryota; Viridiplantae; Streptophyta; Magnoliopsida; Fagales; Fagaceae. The transcript has a single exon.